GAUCAUAUCGUUGGGUCUGUAAUUUGGCAAUUAAGGAUAAUGGCUAUGGAGAAGCAAAAGUGUAAGCUAUGUUGGAAGGAGUUUGCAAAUGGUAAAGCUUUGGGAGGGCACAUGAGGUCCCAUUUUGCGCCGUUACCGAUGACUCCGCCGCAAAAGCAAGAUUCCGGCGGCGUUGACCCGACCGGGAAACCAGCUCAGGGAAGAUCCAAGCGAGCUCGCAGGUUGUUUGUAUCAGAGGAAAACGAAGAAUCAGCGGAUCAAGGAGCUAAGAACGAGGAGGAAAUGGGGAAAACGGCGAAACUUGAAGAGAACAUAGCUAUGUGUCUUCUGAUGCUUUCCGACGAUGUCCGGGGAGAUUCCGGGACGAUGAAACGGAGAAAAAAGUCCAAGGAUAAAGAGAAUUUCCGGUGUGAGAUUUGCAACGGAGUGUUCAAAUGCUCACAGGCAUUGGGUAGUCACAGAACCGCUCAUAGAAACAAGACGGUGAACGCCGGCGCCGGCGCCGGCGAAAAACUCAGAAAUCUUGGGGUGAAAAACUCAGAAACCAGUUGAGCUGUAUUUUUAGAGCAACUGCAAAUUUUACUGGAGUCGUAUUGCGUUAAGGG
Molecule: messenger RNA, 605 nt
Organism: Ipomoea nil (Japanese morning glory)
Lineage: Eukaryota; Viridiplantae; Streptophyta; Magnoliopsida; Solanales; Convolvulaceae
Product: zinc finger protein ZAT1-like
Exons: 1
Coding region: 40-552 (170 amino acids)
Biological process (GO): regulation of DNA-templated transcription
Source: RefSeq, a predicted model, not a curated record